UUUGACGUUUAUCAUAUGACAGUUGGGCGAGGUGUAAAUUGGUGUCCCGUGCGUAACUUAUUUCAAAUAAAGCAAAAAAAAAUGAAAGGUUGUAUUUUUAACAUCGACAAUGGGUAUUUGGAAGGGCUGUGCCGUGGUUUCAAAUGUGGGAUUCUAAAGCAAGCAGAUUAUUUGAAUUUGGUACAAUGCGAGUCAUUGGAAGAUCUUAAAUUGCAUCUCCAGGGAACCGAUUACGGUAACUUUUUGGCAAAUGAGCCAUCCCCACUGUCCGUUUCUACGAUAGAUUCAAAACUAAGGGAAAAACUUGUGAUUGAAUUCCAGCACAUGCGUAACCAAGCAGUAGAACCUCUUUCCACCUUCCUCGAUUUCAUUACGUACAGUUACAUGAUCGACAACAUAAUUCUGCUUAUUACCGGCACCUUACAUCAACGACCUAUUGGAGAACUUAUCCCAAAAUGCCACCCUUUGGGAAGUUUUGAACAGAUGGAAGCCAUCCACGUAGCAGCUACCCCUGCAGAGUUAUACAAUGCCGUGCUAGUCGAUACCCCGCUAGCCCCAUUCUUCGUAGACUGUAUCAGUGAACAAGAUUUGGAUGAAAUGAAUAUCGAGAUUAUUCGCAACACUUUAUACAAGGCUUAUCUGGAGGCUUUCUAUAAUUUCUGUAAGGAAAUCGGUGGAACGACUGCCGAUUCUAUGUGUGAAAUUCUAACUUUCGAGGCGGACAGGCGUGCUAUAAUAAUCACAAUCAAUUCCUUUGGUACCGAAUUAAGUAAGGACGAUCGUGCCAAGUUGUAUCCUCGUUGCGGAAAGCUACACCCAGACGGUUUGGCUGCUUUAGCCAGGGCGGAGGAUUACGAACAGGUCAAGGCAGUCGCUGAAUAUUACGCGGAAUAUUCUAAAUUAUUCGAAGGUGCAGGAAACAAUCCCGGGGACAAGACCUUGGAAGAUAAGUUUUUCGAACACGAGGUACGUUUGAAUAUCAAUGCGUUCAUGCAGCAGUUUCACUUUGGGGUGUUCUAUUCUUAUUUGAAGCUGAAGGAACAGGAAUGUCGUAAUAUCGUGUGGAUAGCGGAAUGUGUUGCUCAGAAGCACCGAGCUAAGAUCGAUAAUUACAUACCUAUCUUCUAAAUACUUCUGCGGAGAUUCUCCUUGAUUUUUUAAAUCUUCAACAUUCUAUCUAUACUUUAAGUAUUAAUUAGUGUUGAUUUGACACUAUUAUUAUUAUUAUAUAUUGUAAUGUAAAAAUACAAUUUUUUCUUUUAUUAAUAAAUGUAUUAUAUGUUGAUUGAAAUUGUUAAGUAAGUUGUCAAGAUAUUAGAUAUAAAUAAAACGUAAUCAAUUUGUGAUUUAUUGA
Messenger RNA from Anoplophora glabripennis (Asian longhorned beetle), 1354 nucleotides. RefSeq names its product V-type proton ATPase subunit d (gene VhaAC39-1). Gene Ontology annotation, biological process: vacuolar acidification; vacuolar transport; proton transmembrane transport. Gene Ontology annotation, cellular component: proton-transporting V-type ATPase, V0 domain; early endosome; vacuolar proton-transporting V-type ATPase complex. NCBI's taxonomy places the organism in Eukaryota, Metazoa, Arthropoda, Insecta, Coleoptera, Cerambycidae. The coding region runs from base 16 to 1128 and encodes 370 amino acids. Gene Ontology annotation, molecular function: proton-transporting ATPase activity, rotational mechanism. The record is from RefSeq and is a predicted model, not a curated record. The transcript has 2 exons.